Nannochloropsis gaditana CCMP526 is the source of this 723-nucleotide messenger RNA. RefSeq lists its product as uncharacterized. The record is from RefSeq and is a predicted model, not a curated record. The transcript has 4 exons. The coding region runs from base 77 to 538 and encodes 153 amino acids.
GGACAACACAGGUGUGCCCAUUCUAUCGCUUGUCGCGUGUGCUCAGAGGUGGUGUUUCCCACUCUGAUAAACAAAAAUGGUAAUGCCAUCGAUAGUCAUGAAAUAUUUCACGCUCUUCAUUGUAUUUGCCGCAUCGGCACGUGCCGAUUGCCCUCCUGAUGGCGCUCUUCAAGUCGCUGUGUCCACAAGCAAAACGCGGGUCAGGAGGGGAGGAGUCACGAUGUUCACUCUGACGUUACAGCAAGUCACGGAUUGGGGGAAUGCCACUGCCAUUUACCCUGCGCCCUCUCAUCCGCAUCUCCUCAUCCCGCCAUCCCCACUGUUGCUUUCCUUAAGGAGCAUGGGUAAAAAAAGGCCAUCGGCUUCAGCGCCCGAGCACGCGUUCAGGUUUGACGUGGUGGUAGGCAAGACGCUGGAAGAGGAUCAUCUCGAAUUUGAUCUGGUUAUUCUCGACGGCUUGGACGGCAACAUCUGCUUUGGUCCGGAACAUGUAGAGAUUGACGUCUAUGGACGCAUUCGACCUGAAAGGGAUCAUUAGUUCUAGUCGGUCGACUUGCAUGGGACGCAACUUUGUUCAACACUGAGUCUUCGGGAGGGAAAUAAGAAUGUGAAAAGCCUUAAAGAAAUGAGUUAAUGGGGCAAGAAGAUAGGUGGAGGGCCACCCAAGCGAUAUUUUUUGAUCGGUGUGUAAGGACUUGCCCAUGUGUUGACCGAGUCGCGAAG